This is a messenger RNA of Stegastes partitus (bicolor damselfish), 3749 nucleotides long. Its product is annotated as diphosphoinositol polyphosphate phosphohydrolase 3-beta-like. Gene Ontology annotation, molecular function: bis(5'-adenosyl)-hexaphosphatase activity; diphosphoinositol-polyphosphate diphosphatase activity; endopolyphosphatase activity. The transcript has 5 exons. Bases 288 to 848 code for a protein of 186 amino acids. NCBI's taxonomy places the organism in Eukaryota, Metazoa, Chordata, Actinopteri, Pomacentridae. Gene Ontology annotation, biological process: diphosphoinositol polyphosphate metabolic process; diadenosine pentaphosphate catabolic process; adenosine 5'-(hexahydrogen pentaphosphate) catabolic process. The record is from RefSeq and is a predicted model, not a curated record. Gene Ontology annotation, cellular component: nucleus; cytoplasm.
GUAGGCUGUAGUCUACAUAAGAUCUCUCUCUGUGGGGCUGCACACACUCACUGUCGACUGGAGAUCACAGGUACCACCUGGAGCUUUGACCUGCGUGAGGAAAACAUUAAAUCCGGGAUAGUCUGUCUCCAGAUAACCCUCCUCUUGUGACUGAGUGCCUCGGAUCCACGGAUGCAGAGAGAAGCAGCAGCAGCGAUGCGGCGGCUCUGCUGUUAACUCGUUGGACCACCCCUCUUGUUUUUUUUUUUGCCGGUUCUUUUCUGAAGGAGGCAGUUAUUUAAUUCACAAUGAAGCUCAAGCCGAACCAGACCAGGACAUACGACGGAGAUGGCUUCAAGAAGAGAGCGGCGUGUCUGUGCUUCAAGAAUGAACGUGAGGAGGAGGUUCUGCUGGUCAGCAGCAGUCGGCACCCGGACCAGUGGAUCGUCCCCGGAGGAGGGAUGGAGCCGGAGGAGGAGCCGUGUGGCGCCGCCGUGCGAGAGGUGUUCGAGGAGGCCGGUGUGAAGGGCAAGCUGGGACGCCUGCUCGGUGUAUUUGAGCAAAACCAGGACCGAAAGCACCGGACGUACGUGUAUGUGUUGACUGUCACAGAAACACUGGAGGCCUGGGAGGACUCUGUCAACAUAGGCCGUAAGCGGGAGUGGUUCACCGUGGACGAGGCCAUCAAAGUCCUGCAGAGCCACAAACCCGUACACGCUGAGUACCUACGGAGGCUCCAGCUCAGCUGCUCCCCCACCAAUGGAAACUCCAUCCUCCCAAGCCCGCCGCCAAACGACAACUACCCGCACUACAGCGCGACCGCCACCGCGCCGUCGACGGGCAGCGUGCUGGGCUCCUCCUGCAGAUAGGACUGCAUCUCAGCCGCCUGUCCUGUGACAGAUCACUGAAAGUCUGUACAGUCUCUUGCAUGAAUCUAAAGACUUUACAGAGCUGCGGCUCUCUUGUAUGUAUCAUUUCUAAUCUUAGCUGCAGGACAGACCAAAGCCAUUGCCAGGACUGUGUUAAAGACUGAGCAGGAGACGCUCACAUCUCGGACAGACACUUUUUGUUUUGCUGGCAAACAGCAGACUGGUGAGCUGAAGUUUGGGAAGAGGAAGCUGCAGACUCUGCUGGCGUGAAGGAAUGCCUUACAGAAACUUUGUAUGAAUGUUGUAUUUGGGUUGUUUUAUUUCACUAAUGAUCAUUUUUACUUUCUUUUAGCAGAAUGAAUAUGCUGUCUAGUCAAUAAAAUGGUUAUUGACCCCAAAGCACAUCAAUGUGGGGAAUGUUUCCAGACUACAGUCAUCAAACCAUGAUGAUAUCAGCAAAUGUAUUAAACUAGAUGGAUGUUAAUUUAAAAAGAAGACACCCAAGCAUUAAUAUGUUUCAAGACUCCACUCUGUUUUAUUUUAAUUUCCCAAAUAAGUGGGAUGUUCUUCAUAUAAUUCUUGUUAUUGUUUUAAAGAUAAAGUUGAUUGAACUAAAUUGGUAUAUCCCGGUAUUUAAAAUUAAAGUAACUAAAGUAAAGCUAUUGGAGUAUGUAACUGUUAAUAUGAAAAAUAUAAUGAGAGUUGCUGCGUUAAAAGUUGAUAAAAGUGAGUUUCUACCUCAGUAAACUGAAAACUGGAUCAUUGUGUGACGCAGUGUUUGUAGUUAAACUUCAGCUAAUGCCUGCAAAGUUACGAGUCGGUUAGCCUUGACUCAUCCAACAAACGUUUCAGUUUAAAGCCACAAACCUUUUUUUUUUUUUUUUUUAAUCGAUGCUUUGCGUUUCCCAGUGAAAGUAUUUAAAGGUGCAAAGUUCGUCUUUGCCUUAGUGUGUUACUGUACGCUGCCCGGCUCACCUGAGUUUUUCCACUUCCGUUAAUUUAAAAAGUGGAUUUGUGUAAUUUACACUGAAUGAAAAAUGAUAGUGAUUGUCUGCUCUCUUCUUGAAGCUGCAGUGGUUUUAUCACGUCACAUGGUGCUGCAAGGAAAUCUGGUAAAACUGUUCACUAAUGACAUCGUUUUCACGCACGGUAUGAUUGUUUACUCGCAAGUAACUACGACUGCCUGCGUCCAGGGCUGCAACUAAUGCAACAAAUUAAUCUGCCACUUACUGUAGUCUUUGAUUAAUCUAAUAACGUGCUCGAUUAUUGCUCUACUUGCAUCCCACUCAGAAGAGUUUGAUUUAAAAAAAUAAAUAAAGUGCAGUGCAGUUUAAUAUAUAAUAUUUUUUGCUGCAAAACUGACCCCAAAAAAUUUUAAAUCCAUUUUUAAAAAAGAAAACCGAUACUCCGAGCAAAGCGGCUCACGGUUGCUGCUGAAUAUCACAUUUCAGAUGUAUAUUUUUCUGCUUCUUCCUCACUGACAACUCCCUCCUGCUUCGACAGCUGAAUGACGACUAGUAACCACACAGAGAUUUGUAAAUAGCUUUGAGGAGAACCAUUGAAAAUGUGUUUUUAACCUGAGUGAACCUGUAAAUUUUUCUCUUUAAUAUUUUAUAUAUUUUUUAACAAUGUACAAAUGGCGAGAAAAAAAAAAACCGAGACAUGUAGAAAAAAAAAAAACCUCCACCGAGUAUGUACAGUACAGGAUGUUUGUAUCACUUCUGACAAUGUGCCACAGGUUUAAGAUGACGUGAGGAAUGAUACCAAACACCGCGAGUGGAAGAGAAAUCCACGCUGUUGUCCAGAAAGGAUCGAGAGAUACAUUUCAGAGCGAGGUGUCCUGGGAAAUGUAGUCUGAUUAAAAUGACUGACAGCACAGAAUGGACUAGGGUAGCGCAUGGUAACCUGAAACCUCACACCGAAGAGUUUAGAGAAAUGGGUAAACUUGUGUUUGUUUGGGCCAACCAGCCACACAAACACCGAGAGACAUGACUGAGCAAAUUUUAGUUUUAUUUUUUAAAUACAGAUAUAUAACCUUUUGGAAAAAUUUUGGAUCAGAGGAAUGUUUUAAAGAUUUGGAAAUGAAGAAAAUGUAGUUUUAAUUUCUUAUACGCUGGAGGAAAUGUUAAGUUUAACAGUUUUAUAAAACGAGCAAAACAGACUCUUUCAUGCUUCAAAACUUUGGUUUCCCCUUACCUUCCCUAUCGACGCUGCUCUCUCACGAAACCUUAUCUGCGGUAUCACCGACUCUGAAACACCAGUUCAGCUAUCAUAAACUUUCGGCCUUGUUUCACAGGUAUUUGUGUGUGUGUGUGUGUGUGUGAAUACAGGAAAUGAACGUAAAAGACGAUGUGCCAAAUUAAACAUUUCUUUGUCUUCUGAUGGAAAAAAAUUCUUGACAUUUUACAGAUCUGUAAUUUUUGUGAGAAAAAAAACACAACGAUCCUAAACAUUGUUUGAUUAAGUCUGUGUAUUUCUAAAUAUAAUCAUUUAUAAUGUGAAAAAGUGUGUUUUUAGACAUUGACUGCAUCCUCCAUGGUUCAGAUUAUGACUACGCUGUUAUUCUUUGCCCCACACUGAUUUGAAAUCCACUUGUCACGUAGUAGAGCAUAAAAAAACUAACUCAGACGACAUAAAUUGAACAUAAACUGAACUGAUUUCUGCUGUUUUGCGGCUCGGUUCCCCCCUGAAACACCUUCUUUCUCCAUUUGCUGAAAUGCUGUUUGAUGCUCGGGGUCUUUGCUGAUCUGCGUUUUUUCUGUCCGGAGCAUUUUCAAACUGAAGAUUUGUCACCGUUUAUUAUAUUCUUAUGCACAGCAAAAUGUGAAAGUGAUUUAAAGAAUUGGACUGGAAAGAUUGUUUUUGGAGAAAAGAUUGAAUUAAAGGGGAAAAAUCUGAAAA